UCUCUUCUUCCUUUUGACUCCAUAAAACUAUAACCCAAAUAAAACCAAUCUCUCUCUCUCACACACUCAUUUCCUUUUUAUAUACCUUCUCAUAUUCUCUUAUUCAUUCACUAUUUUUGUACCAUUUUUAUAUAUAUACAUCCCAACUCCCCCAACCCCUUGCUUCCUCCUACACCCCCACCUAUCUUCUCUUCCCCUCUUCUCUCUCACACACAUAUUUCAGGUGGUGUAGGAACAAUGGAAGCUCAAGAGGAUAUCACCAACAAUAACAUCGUUAGGGGAAAGCGAACCAAACGACAAAGGGUUCAGUCGCCAAUCCCUUUUGCUAGUCUGACUAAUAAUUCUUCGACCGGAGAUGGAGAUGGAGACGGAGAUGGAGAUGGAGAUGGAGAUGUUUGUACUAAUGGGAAGAUAUUUACGAAUAUGUCACCAAUCUCUUCUCAAGAAUUCCAUGGUAGCACCCAAGAAGAAGAAGAUAUGGCUAAUUGCCUUAUUCUACUUGCUCAAGGCCAAAUUAGUAAUAAUUUCAAACACUCAUCAACAAAGCAAGGUGAUAUUGAUGUUGCCGGAGUCCCCACUGUUGCUGCUGUCAUCACCACCACUGCCACCAACAACAAAUUUAAUAGUAGAAAGUUCUUGGAAACCGGGUCUCCGGGUUCUGGCAAGGCUGGAUACUAUGUUUAUGAGUGCAAGACUUGUAACCGGACGUUCCCAUCUUUUCAAGCAUUGGGAGGACAUAGGGCUAGUCACAAAAAGCCUAGGAAUGAUGAGAAGAAGCAGUUUGGAAUAUCAUCUGAUGAAGAAGAUGGACACUUGAGAGAUAUAAUUUCUCCUCUUUCUCUUCAAUUGAUUAAUAAUAAUAACAAAAACAAUAGAUUUAUUCACAGCAGUGGCGGUCAAACCAAGGCCAAGAUUCAUGAGUGUUCCAUUUGUGGUGCGGAGUUCAACUCCGGCCAAGCUUUAGGCGGCCAUAUGCGGCGGCACAGGGCACCUAUAGGGGCAAAUAAUAGCACAACCUUGGCAUUAACACCACUGGCCGUAGAAUCUGAGGAACCCAAGAAAGCAAGAAACCUACUUUCUUUGGACUUGGAUCUUAAUCUUCCUGCACCAGAAGAUGACAUACUCUCCUUUGCUUCCAAGAAACAAAAGCAGCAGCAGCAGCAACAACAUCAACAAGAACAGCAACAGAAAUCUUCUCUUGUCUUCUCAGGCCCAGCUUUGGUGGAUUGUCAUUACUAGAAAAAGGUUUACUUUUUGUUUUCUUUUUCUUUUUUUUUUUUAUGUUUAUAUAAUUUCUUCCAAAUUCUUUACUGGAGC
This is a messenger RNA of Manihot esculenta (cassava), 1317 nucleotides long. RefSeq names its product zinc finger protein ZAT5. The transcript has a single exon. Lineage: Eukaryota; Viridiplantae; Streptophyta; Magnoliopsida; Malpighiales; Euphorbiaceae. The record is from RefSeq and is a predicted model, not a curated record. Bases 238 to 1239 code for a protein of 333 amino acids.